Messenger RNA from Aquila chrysaetos chrysaetos, 11854 nucleotides. It is a transcript of the gene SAMD8, whose product is annotated as sterile alpha motif domain containing 8. NCBI's taxonomy places the organism in Eukaryota, Metazoa, Chordata, Aves, Accipitriformes, Accipitridae. The transcript has 6 exons. Gene Ontology annotation, cellular component: Golgi membrane; endoplasmic reticulum membrane. Gene Ontology annotation, biological process: ceramide biosynthetic process. Gene Ontology annotation, molecular function: ceramide cholinephosphotransferase activity; sphingomyelin synthase activity; protein binding. The record is from RefSeq and is a predicted model, not a curated record. Bases 5146 to 6396 code for a protein of 416 amino acids.
GGGCAAAGUGAUGUUUAUACCCAGUGGAGGGAAACUCUUUGGGAAGUUUCAUUAAGUUUUUAUUGCAGAAAUGCUACUUAGAUGUGAAGGAAACAUUCUGUAGGUUUGUAAAGAGCAAGAAUUUUAAAUUAUCUUGUUUGCUACUCUGUGUGAUCUUCUUUUUGCUGGCUGCUUGUUUGGGGUUUUUUUGGGGUAGUACACAAUUAAAAACACAGCUUGGCCUAGGAGUUGCAAUCUCUCAGGCUCUAUACUAUCACUUUUCCUUAUACAGAGCUCAGUUUUGCAGCCCGCUAAGCUGGUUGAGGUCCAUAAGCCGUAUUACAUUAUAAAUAUUUAUUUGAUAAUCACAUAACUUUUAAAAGUUUUUUUUAUUUCUUAUUUAUGUUAAUGCAUCUAAAAUGAGGAAGGCUCCUAGAUUUUCACUAGACCAGAAAGAUCAGGUUGUAAAUGAUCGUAGAGAGUAAGAACAAACACAGUGUCACUUCAGAUAUUGUUCUGGUAUUAAUUUGGGUGGGGAGUUUGUUCAUGUCUUCCCUUAUUUCCAUCCUAAGAUGCGGGGUUUGGGAAGAAAAGAAAGAAAGAAAAGGGGAAAAGCAAACCUAAAUUGUUUUACUGCUAAGUUGUAUAAGGAUAAAGAGCAGCAAACGUUCUGUUAUGAGAUGGAUAUACUAGUUCUUGAAGUUGGAGGAAAAAAUACUUGACACACUGUAUUUAGCACGUGAAAUGUUUGAGAUCUUGUACAAAUAUUAAUGAAAUACUGUGAAUUACAUUCUAAGAUAAGUGGUGGUGUACUUGAUCAGUUGUUUAAAAAUCACUUGUGUGUGCCUUGAAUUACGGUGGUAGGAUAAAAAAAAAUGUUUUGUUAGCUCGUUAGUACAUUAGGACUUGAGCUGCUCUUAGUGUUCACUUGAGUAUAGUACAACCCAUUUGGUUUAAUGAGGUGUAAAAGUCAGGGAGCAGUAUGUAUUCUAUUCAGUUUGCUGCAACACCUAACUGCACUUAGUGGUUCUUAAGGCAAAUAUGUUUAGCUUUCAGGACUUUCUGUAGUAGCUGCUGACAGUUUUGCAUGGAGGCAUUCCAACAGAAAGACUCUUCUAAAUGUAUGGAGCUAAUCUUUGAUUUUACAGUAUCAGUUCUGUAUUUUCCACAAUGCAGCACUGCAAUGAAUAAUUCUUGAAAGGCACGUCUUCCUUGAUGGUUUAAAACCUAAGACGUGCAAUAAACUAAACAAGUGUUACUUAAUGAGAUUUCUUACCUUACCUUACCUUCAUAAAUAGCACUAAGACCUUUGAGUACAGUUAAAAUACUGCUGAUAAUCUCCCAUACUAGAAAUGUUUAUGAAACAACUCUGAUAGCAAAUUCACUAAGUCAAACUGAAUGCAAGUUUUACAGGAAUAGUUUGCAUUUGAAGUUAUUGUAUGCUUGCUUCAGGAAAAUACUUAUCCAAUUUUCCGGUCUCACAGUGGGCGUUUUGCUAUGUUUGAUCAGUUUUAUAUAUAGCAUGGUAGCUAUUGUAUUAAAAAACCCUUGAAAAACCAUGUAUUGUUUUUGGAAGUGUUCUUUUUCUCCUUUUGUUUACAAGAUAUUGUACUAUAUAUGGUGGCAUUUAGAAGGUAAAGAUUAAGUCACUGUAUACUAUAUGGCAAUGAAACAUUUGGUGCUAUUUGCUUUAAAUAAGCACUGAAGAAUUUAGAGUUUUCAGGAAGAGCAAGUGACAAGUUUCUGAUGCAAGUCAGCAGAGUAUCCGAGACUCUUGAUGCAUAACAAGGCAAUGCUGUAUGUUCUUUUUCCAGCACGGCGUUACUAAGUUGGUAUGUGACAGUAGCCUUAUUAUUGCAGGCUGGCUCAGCGCACGUUUUUGUGUAUGGCUUUUUUUUUGUGCUGGGGAGCCAAGGCCUCAAACCUCUUGUCUGCAUUGUGAACCAGCAGCCUUUGUACAGAAAAAUUUUCCCCAUGGUGUGAGAUGUCAUGCUUCUAGGCCAGCAGACCCAGCGAAGGAGGGGCUGAGUUGAAAUUGCCUAUAUUCGAACUUCAGCUUGAAACCUUCCACAAAGAAAUGUCGGUUAAAUCAUUUGAGAUCCAAUAGUUCUUUGGUGUCCUUCCUAAAAUUCCUCUCAAGGAUGGUGAGAAUUGGACCUAGCUGGGGGGAAAAAAAAAUCAAGAGGAAUGUCAGCAAGGAGAGCCACAGGCUCUCCCAGGCACAUGAGAGGGCAGGUGGUGAAGCAGUAAUGGUGCUGGUAGAGUUUUGCAUGCAUGUCUGGAAUAAACAAAUCCAGUCAGCAUUCUGCUAACUGCAGCAGAUGUAACUAGGAUCUUAUUUAACCCUUCAGCUAUGAUUCUGGUGUAAUCAAGUUUUGUUUCCGUAACAAGACCGCAGCCUAAAAUUAGUGUGAAAUUAAUGCUACUUUUCCUUGGCUAGAGUCGUGAUUAUCAUAUUCAACUUUCCACAUUUUUAUCUCAAUGUACUGACUCGAAGUCAGUAUGCUAGGAAAGCUAGGGACUUGGUUGACUGGCAGUAAUUCAGUAGAGGAAAACAUGAUAGAAUUGUGGAUAAUCAUUUUGAGAGAGAUUAAUUUUCCAUAUUUAAAUACACAUCUAGGAAAAACAUUGUGCUAACAGCUAGGGUAUACUCAGCCUCUCAGAGGCACCUCAUUUCUUAAAAUGCCCUAACCAAAUUGUAGAAAUGUUCAUGGUUCAUAACUUUUUUCUUUUUAAAAAAAUUAAUACUUCUACACAUGUGCAUGAAGUUCAUAUUCAGUUGUGUUCAUGCUGUUAAUUGAAAGGCUGGGGAAGGAAAAAGGGAAACGGGACACAUGAUACUUAGAGCUGAUGAGCGGACUAAGUAUAAAGUCAGAGUAGCAGGAAAGUAAUCAACUAGCUAGCUACAGACGUUGCUGAUGUCAGGCAAAAAGUAUAUUUUGCCCUCUGACGCUUAAGUCUGUUCUUGCUCUGUGUUACUCAUGUGUGUUAUUCAUCAUUAAAUAAUGUUAUCCAUUAUUUGGUUUCAGCGAUAAAACCAGUAAUGUAGAAGGCAAAGUAGUUACCAGUGCUGUUUUCUUUCAGAAGAGCAGUACAGUUAUCUAGGUGACUUGGUCUCUUCCACUAUGUUAGUCAGUCUUGUGUUGCAGACUGGUAAUGUUGGAAAUGUUAUGUAGUGUUCUUAAGCUUCAAAAAAUGAACAGGAGCAGUUGGGCACAGAGAUCUGUAUUAUAUUGUAUUCCAGGUGCUAAGAUUAUUAGGGUAAGUGUUUUUUACUAUUUAAACUACAAAAGUGGCACUAAAUGAGUAGUCUGAAGGAGAAGGCAGUUUCUGAGUUUAAAGAAAUUGCCUUGUCAUCAAAACUGAACUUAACUGUUGCUGUUGAGACGAAAUCAGCUACCAGCUGAGUGGAAUGGUUAAGUUUGUUUUGUGUAAGUGUUUGUUUCUUUUGUUGAUUUCUUUGUCUUUUUUGAGUUGGUUAAAUGUCUUGUCUUUGACAGCAUUUAAAAAUGGGAGCAGGUCCUAUCAGGUGCAUCUUAAGGUUAAUGUAGACUUUCUCCCAGGUCCAGCCCAUUCAGUAGUGACCUUUGAUGGGUAUGCUUACUCAGUGUUGUAAGGUUACCUUUAUUGUACCUUUGGUAAGGGUUGAUUUUUAUUCCUGCAAUGCCAGAUGAAGAAACACUAGGCUGGUGUUAGGCUACUUGACUUGUGACAAAUGAGUAGAAUUCUUGUAGCUUAGGGAGAGUUUCAUGCUUUUGCCCUCAGAAGUUGCUUUGGUUAGAAGACAAAUCAGUAAGUUGAGUGUAUUUUUGGUGAGUCUAAAUUCACUGCUUUUAGAAAACUUGUGAUGAUUACAGUGUUAUAAAAAACAGUGAUUACCAAUUUUUUUCAGUAUUUUAUCUGUGUUUCUGAGUAAGGAAAGCUGGAAGUCCAGAUAAGCAACUCAAGUUUGUUUGUUCUACUGGAGUAAGAUAAAAAUAUGUAGUACGAAAAAGGUCAAUUAACCGAUCAUGAAUUACAAAUUAAAUGGACUUUUGAGAAACUAAAACUAUGCAUUAAGUACAUGUUGUUAAUAUACAAUCAACUCCAGAGAGAAUAUCUUCAAAAGUACCACUCCCUUAGUUCUUUUAGAAGGGCAACUUUAAUUUGUGCGUUCAUUUUUCUUCUAAACUAUUUCUUUUGCACUGCUCGGAAAUCUCGUUGGACAAAUUGAAUCUUCUCUGAUAUACAAUAAAAUAGCGUGUGGUCCUGUUAGAUGUAUGCUGGAAGAAAAAGUUGCAUCCAAUAAUUAUGAUAAGAGCUACUUCUAACAAUAGGUACUGUACCUAUUUAAAAGAAGUGAGAAGGGAAGAGCUUCUGGUUUUGGAAGAGCUGUGCCCCUGAAAAAGAUGUAGAACUGUGCUGAAUAUUCAUGAUGGGUUUGAGUACCUGUUCACUGUAUACAGAAGCUAAAUAAUAGAUUAAGUAGACUGUUUCCUUGCGUUCAUUCUGAAAACCUUGAAUGAUGUAUGUGGCACUAGUGUAUUGUACUAUCGUGUAUUUUCUGAGAUUCGGUUGGCAUGAUUGAAGCAUUCUAGUUAAUUAGACUGGUUUUUUCAAGUACAGAGGAGCUGUGAAAUUGUAGCUGUUUCUUAGAUGGUAGCUCUACAUAAGCCACCAAAUAUAAAUUAUGCACAAAUCCAUUCUGUCUUAAAUAUUGGAUAAGCUUUUUAUUACUUUUUACAUCAGUGGUAGGCUUUCAAAGUUUUUUUUCAUGUAUUCCACAUAACAUUCUGUGGUUAAUUUUUUUCUGGUGGUUGUUGUAAGUUGUUCUGGUGACUUGUCAUCUCCAUAUGACUAAAAUGUGGCUGAGAUGUCUGGCCUUCCUUCAAACAAUAUUCUAGAAUCAAGAAAACUAUUGAGAAAUCUGUGUUAAGAGAAUACAUCUUUUCUGGUUUUGGUGUGUUGUUAUGCUAUUUAUUACCACAUCACUUUUGAAGAUGCUUUGGAAUUAAAGCUAAUGCUUAAUUUCUGGUAAUGUUAUUUUGAAAGCUGAAUAUUUUAAAGGAUUUGCAAUAUAAUAAGCAUCUAUCUUAAUUACUGAGAUCAAAGAUAGAAAUAUGAUGGCUUCACCAUCAACAUACAACUAAGAUGCCUCAGGUCAAUUUUAUUGGUGGAUAGAGAAGGAUGAUGGCAGGCAAUAACCAGUUUUGCAUUCGACGUUGGACUACCAAGAACGUGGCCAAGUGGCUGAAGGAAGAAGGCUUCUGUGAAUAUGUGGAUGUUUUGUGCAAUAGACACAGGCUAGAUGGAAUUACGCUGCUGACACUUACUGAGUAUGAUUUACGAUCCCCUCCUUUGGAAAUCAAAGUCCUGGGGGAUAUCAAAAGGCUAAUGUUGUCCAUACGCAAACUACAGAAACAACAUAUUGAUGUUCUAGAAGAGCUGGGUUACAACAGUGAUAGUCAUGUUGGCACAGCAUGCCCAAGUGUUGGUUCACUACAGGGUACAGAUUGGUUUUGUAAUGGUGAAGUACCUCGGGACUGUGAUGGACCAAUUACUGACCUGAACGGUGAUCAGUACCAAUAUGCAAAUGGAAAAAACAAACACUCUACUCGAAGACUGGACCCAGAGUAUUGGAAGACGGUUUUAAGUUGUGUGUAUGUCUUCAUAGUGUUUGGCUUUACAUCGUUUGUUAUGGUUAUUGUACAUGAGCGAGUACCUGACAUGCAAACAUAUCCACCUCUACCAGACAUAUUUCUAGAUAGCGUCCCUAGGAUACCAUGGGCUUUUGCUAUGACUGAAGUGUGUGGUGUAAUUCUUUGCUACAUUUGGCUGUUGGUUCUUCUGCUUCACAAACACAGAUCUAUACUUCUGCGAAGGCUGUGCAGUCUCAUGGGGACAGUAUUCUUAUUACGUUGCGUUACAAUGUUUGUUACCUCACUCUCUGUGCCAGGCCAGCACUUGCAGUGUACUGGAAAGUUGUAUGGCAAUGUUUGGGCAAAACUCCAGCGGGCCUUUGCCAUAUGGAGUGGCUUUGGAAUGACUCUGACUGGAGUACAUACAUGUGGAGAUUAUAUGUUCAGUGGCCACACUGUUGUCCUGACCAUGCUCAACUUCUUUGUCACAGAAUAUACGCCAAGGAGCUGGAACUUCUUGCACACCUUGUCCUGGGUCCUGAAUCUCUUUGGAAUCUUCUUCAUUUUGGCUGCACAUGAACAUUAUUCUAUAGAUGUCUUCAUUGCCUUUUACAUCACUACAAGACUCUUUUUGUAUUACCAUACGUUGGCUAAUACUAGAGCAUAUCAGCAGAGUAGGAGAGCAAGGAUCUGGUUUCCAAUGUUCUCUUUUUUUGAAUGCAAUGUUAAUGGUACUGUUCCCAAUGAGUAUUGCUGGCCCUUUUCAAAACCUACUAUACUGAAAAGAUUGAUUGGCUGAAGAGUACGGGUCAAUUCAGAUUUUUAUGAAUUGUUAUGACUAAGAUCCUACAAGGCUAGCUGAAGGGGGGAUGUAAAGUAACAUUUUUCACUCCAUGAUCAUCUCCUCCUUGUCUUGUUUCUUAGAUUCUUAGCCAUAAAAUGGGGUUCCCAUACUUCACGGGGAUGUCUUUUGUUUUCUUGUUGCUAAAAUAGAAAACAGUGCAGGGACCGGUAAAGGCUAUCAGUGAACCAUGAAUAUAAACCAGAAUAAUGUUACCCUUAGUAAAGUUCUAUGUGAAUGUUUAUGUAACUUCAACCUCAAAUACGUGCUUGUACUGAAUGUAAUAUACACUUUACAGGUCCAAAUAAUCUCUGUUACCUGACAUGCCAGCCUUUACAUAUACUGACUAAAAAAUUAGAACUUUAUGAAGACUUUCUUUUACAAGUCAUAAAUGUAAUUUUCAGAACAAAUUCUGUGUAUACUUAAGGAUUGAGGAGUACUGUGUCAUACUGAAGAAAGCAGUAUAGUUCCUUGCUAAAAGGGUCUCUUAACUGUUAAAUAUCAAGUCUUAAAGUAUAAUUGACAGUAUAAAUGGUCUGCACACAGGUUGCCAAAAAUGAAAGUCUGCCUUGUGGCUAUGUGGCGAUGAUGUUUUUUUUAAUGAGAGCUUAUUUAGUCUAGUCUAUCAGUUGUCUAUAUGGUUGUUCUAGCACUUGGAAGUUUUCCCUUUUGUGUUUAAAUAAAUGAGUUAAAGUAAAUGCUACAUCCACUGAAAGUAAAGUUAAUUUAGCUUUAGUGAGUUUAAAGCCACAAAAUAACUUUUGUGUGGUUUUAAUUGCUUUAUACCCAAACCUGUGCAUGUUUUUUAGGAGCAGCUCUUUAACAUUGGAAAAACAGAACAGUUAUCUUCAUAUAAUCUUACUGUCCCAUAAAUGGAUGGGGAAAAUGCAUGUAGUAACUCUUUCAGGAAAAGUAAUAAUAGUGAGUAUUGGAAAUAGUGCUCAUAUUAAUGUAUGUUUUAGCACUCUGGUGUCAACAAUAUGGUGAGUAUCUCUGGAUAUAUAUACACAGUAUAUUUGUUUAUAUAUAUAUAAACACACAGAGUAUAUGUUCUUCUAACAAGUAUGAAAAGAGACUAGUUCUCAAUUUAAGUUGCUCGUUUACUACACUGAAAGAUAAAAGUACCAUAAGCAGUUGAGUUUUGGUUCUUUAAAAGAAAAAAAACCCAACACACAACAAAACACCCCCCAAAACUCCAAACCAACACUUUGAGUCCGUAAUGCAUAAGCAAGGGUCACACAGUUGGCGAUCUCUUACACAGUGGUUUGUAAGGGGACAAUACUAAUGUUGGCUGUAGAGACUUGAAAUUAGAUUUAUGCUAAAUGAAAACUGAUAGGUAAAAGGUGCAAAUCAUAAAAAUGGUAUAGACCUUUUAAUUUGGUUAAUGCAAUUUCAGAACAGGUGGUAUGUGCAAAAGCUAGCGUAAGUCAGCCUUGGAAAGUUAACAUGAAGCAUUUCCAGCGUGGUACAAGCUGACUUAAUGGUCACAAUGCACUUAGGUUUGCAUGGAAAAGAAUCCCUUUGGAAUUUUGCAAGACAGUUUUGUAUUUGGAGGCUUGUAACCUACUGUGGGCUACUCCUCACUGUAUUGUGUUCUUUUUAUAAACCUGGAUUGUACUAACUUGACUGUCUCUUCGCCCUUCGUAGUAUAUUACUUUUGUAACUUCAUUUAGCUCCUAUUCCAUGGAGGAAUUGUGCAUCUUAGAGUAUCUCUGCCAACUGUAUUGAGCACACACAUAUUGUACGAUUCUGCAGACUUUUAUAUUUGUAACAUUCCAAUUUUUUAGCAAAAUUGCAGGUUUAAUACUAUAUUGUUCAAUCUGCCAUAGCCUGAUGGUUCUUGCCAUCCAAAUUGGGGGAGUAUGCUUACACUUAAGAAAAAGGGAAAAAUAUUCUGAAAGAUUUAAAGACUUUUCAUUUUCUGUUCUUACCUUUCGGAUUUCAGAAAGGCAAUUUGAACAUUCCUCUUGAGACUUUAUAAUCAAAGAGCUCUAUUUGUUAAUUUAUAUUUGCCUUUGCAAUGCACACACAGUUAUGAAUGCUCUUCUUUUAAACUCUAGAAAACAUCUCUUCUCAGGAUAUGCAGGAUUGUAUUCUGAGUUAUAAUGUGGAGAGGUAUGCAAUUAAACUUGCAAAGCUGUUGAUUCUGAAAAGAGCCAUGUCACUGCUAACUGUCAUAGCUGUGUCUAAACCGAAAAAUUAUUUUGCAACUUAGACCUGCAGGAGAAUUUUCAAGUACAGCAUAGUGUAACAAUGUUUACAUAAAAUAAAGCUAUCAUUUCAAUACUAUUUUUUUAACAAAUGAAGUUCAUAUACUUUGAAACAUAAGGCUUCUCUCUUUGUUCUAAUUUAAUUUUUCAAAUUCUGUUAAGUAAAUCCAUGGUUUAAAUCAGCAUUGCUUAUCAGUGUUUUUUAAAGGAAACGUUCUUUUGUGCUGUUUCCCUUGAUGCUAAAUACCUGAGUCCAGGAUAAGUAAUAUACAGAGGUUGGGUUUGUGAGCAUUGAAGUGGGUUAAAACAUUGUCAGGAUAAUUGUCCUCCUCUGUUUUGGAAGUUCAUUUUGUCUGUCUAGAAACAUGCAAGAGGAAGGCUUGAAAAUGAUAGAAGAUAGAAAAAUUGAUGUCACAUGAAAAAGAGCACAGGUCAAUCUGUAAAGUUGGUAAUGUAAGCUUUACUGUUAAUUAGGUGGAAACAAGUUGCGAGUAAGUGACAGGCUUAAAAUUCUGUACCUCCUUUUUAAAGAGUCUGUGUUUUAAAAGCAUUUUGCUGCUUCUCUGCUAUUGACAAGCACUUUUAAGUAAAGGCAGCAGAGCAUCAGGCCUUGGAUUUAAUGCUAAGUCUGUUUAGGGUUGUCCUUCUCUCUUAUGUUCAUGCACCAGUCUUUUUACCGUCCUUUAACUUGCUGCACUUACUUUGUGCCAAGUCAUCUUCUGUGGUCCAUGGGAAUGCACACAUAAUCUGAAUUCAGAGUAAUGAAUGAAUGACUGUGUUAUGUCAGCAAGUACAAGUGUCUAACAACAUUGGUCUACUACUACAAAGUGCACAAACUAAUAAAGUAGGAAAGUCUUAACUGAAUAACUCUGGAUAUACAAAAGAAGGGGAAGGAAGGUCACUUUUUUUGGUAGCUUAGCAAUUCUGGUAAUGUUUGAGACUUGACAAUGGUCUUGAGCUCUUCCUUACUAUUACAAGUUUGGGGAUAUGUAUGCACAUACGUGCAAGUGAUAGACACAUAGGCAUUCCCCUCCUCUUUUUUUUCUUUGUUUUUUUUGUUUGUUUGGUUGGUUUUUGUUGUUGUUGUACCUUAUGACAUAGCUUCUUAUAAUAGCUUUCCUAAACUUUUUGCCUUUAGUUUUUCCUUUCUGGAAGAUCCCUUAAUUUAGUGGGUUUAUGACAUUACACCCGCAUACGGAAAUCAAACUUUCAUAGAUGUGGAGGUUUUUUAGCAAGUGCUGAUUACACUGACAAAAACUUAGGGAAGGAUCUUUAAGCAAGGUUCCUCCAGCUGUUCUUGAAUAAUGAUAGAGAAAGCUUCCAUAUAUGCAAAUUAUCUUCAUGUACUCUGUCAAACAAGAUAACACUUAUACAAAGUGUUGGUACAGAAAUGUAGAUAGGCCUGAAGUAUUUAAAUGUCUGAGACUAGCAAGAAAUGGAUCCUCUAAGUAUACUAAUUGUGAUGAAGCAAAUGAUGUGCUUAACUUUUAAGCAAAUCACUAAAUCCACUUCAGUGAGGGGUUACCAUUUUAGUUUAAGCGUUUUCUUGGAUAAGGCCAAGUGCAUGCUCUGCGUGGUGUACUGAUACAGUAAGGAGAACGGGUAAUGUCACUUCGUUUUUGGUUUUCCCUGAUAUCUGCCGACCCCCCCCCCCCAGCCCCCAGCUACUAUAGAAGGAAACAUUCCAGUAGAAUUUUAAAGAAAUUACUACUUAACUGGGUUCUGAGAGAAAAAAUCAGUACAAAAAAUGCAUUGAAAUAAAACUUUAAUACUUACCUGCUUUUAAGAAGCAAGAGUCAGUUAAAUGAUUUGGAGAAAAAAAAAGUUAUUUUUUGAUGGCAAUCAUGUUAAGUAAGGUUAUUUAGAAGUAUUGAAACCCUUCAAUGAGGAUAAAAGCACAGGUUCCUAUAAUCUUCUUUUCUGUACAGCUGUGUGUCAUGUAGUGCCAAAAAGAUUAUUGAAGGGAAAGAGGGAAGGGUUGAACUCAGACCAACAGUUAAUAUCUUCUUGGUUUUUUUAAGCAGUGCUUGCAUAUGUAGUGCUACACUUGUUCAUUACUAUUUAGCUAGUUUUUUGAUGUAUGAAAGUCCACUAGGUUUUCAAGCACCAAAACUACUGUGGAGCUGAGUCUUAAUCAUUAAAUACGCAUUUGAAGAAAUAGCAGAUGUCUUAGGGAAAAAAGUAGGCUUGUGAACCUGGAGUAGAACAACAGUAACCUAUAACAACUAUGAUAGUUUUUCAUCCUGUCCAGGUAGUUUCUACUGAAGAGUUGGAGAGGAUUUGCAGUAAUCUACAUACAAUACUGAUUUUUUUCUGGUUUUUUUUUGAAUAAUCUAGGAUACUGUUAUAGAAAAUUGACCUGUAACUACAAAAACCAUUAUAGUCUUGUCAAGAUGGAAGUGUAUUUGGCAGAAGUCCUAGCAGUGAGCCAGCUUAUCCUCUGAAUUGUUUUGUGCUUGUAGACUUCUAUCAAUCAAGGGUUAAUUGGUAGACCACUGAUGAUUCAUACAGAUUACUAUUUCUGAUGUAUUUUUGACAUUGUCACUAUUCUAAUUGAAAUAGUAUAUUGGGGAGGGGGGCAGUCCUUUGGAGUGAACCUACUGAUGUCUUCAUUAUAUGAAGAAAAAUGUGGGGAAAAAAAACCCUUCACAACACCUCAAACACCAUAAUAUUAUGAACACUGAAGUUUCUGUAUAGCAGUGUCCUGCAUGCUUACAAUUUGUAUUUAAGACAUUUGCAGUGAGUAUUAUGUACAUAAUUGUGACAUGCACCUUUUUAAAGCCAGUUUGUAGUAGGUGUGUAAGAACUCAAGAUGAUGAAUGUGGAGCACAAUAACCUAACCUGUUAGCCCAGUGACUGUGUAGUUAGAAAGACUGUAACUUAGUUUUGCUCUUUCAAUUCAGUUUUGUCAAAUAUGAGAAAUUUGUCAAAUGUGAGAAACCACAAACUGCAUUGUACAUGGUACUUAACAUAAUAGGGAUGUAGAAACAUGGCUUUUCACACUGGACAUUACUUCAAUUUGGUUCUGACAGAGAAAAUACUAUUACCUAAUGGCUAGAAGGUAUGCCAGUGAAGUUUGAAGUGAGUACUGUAAAUAAGUAAAUAUUGUUUUGAUUCUAAACUUAGAUUGAAUUAAUAUAUUGUUUUAUAUCUUUGUUGUAUUAAAACAUAUUUAAAAGUACUAAAAUAAAAUAUUUGAAAGAUGA